CAGUGGGUACAACAAGUCCAAACUUUCAGUUUUUCAGGCCUCCAAUGGAAAAACAAUUGUAUGAAGAAUGGAUAAAAGCAAUUAAGAAACAUCAAAUCAUCCGAAAUAUUACAUUCGUAUGUAAUUUACACUUUGAUCCCAAAUCAAUGGUUAAAAUAAACGGAAAAAUGCUUUUAAAACAUGGCACAGUCCCAAGCAUCUUCACGAACAAAAACCACAUUAAUUCAAACAUCGAGGAAGACGUUAGCUUGAAAUUGGAACCAGUUGUGAUCGAAGAGGGCCACGCAAAAGAUACAUUCCAAUUGGUAAACGUAGACCAAAUAAUACAGAAUGCGGCCACAAUAAAAGAGGAGGCAAAUCAGCCUGGGCAACAAACUCAACAAGUAAAAUCGAUUUGCAAUGGAUGCGCUGAUCGCGACUUUGAAAUCAAUAAGCUGAAAGUAGAAGUGAGACACAGAAAUAAAUUAAUUCAAUAUUGGAAGUCACUUGCUUUGCAGUACAAAUGUGGCAACAACGAUCCAUUUCCAGACAUGAUAUCAACAACCGAGCAAAUGGAAGAAACGGUUGAAAACAAUAGAGAAUUGGAUAAAGUGACCAACACUGCAAAUGAUGUUGAUUUGAUUAUUGAAAAUGAAAAAUCUUCUGCUCAGGAUCGCCUUUUAAAACCGUAUAAAUGUGGAAGGUGUAAUGAAACAUUUGAAACACCUAAGGAAUUGGAGCAUCAUAUGCGGUCAAUAAAUGAAAAGCCGAAAAUUAUAAUAAAAGAAACAAAGGAAACCAAAUUUGGAAAGCGUGCAUAUGAAUGUUACCUAUGCAAAAAGGCAAUGCCCUCGUUGCUUCGAGUCCAAAGACAUGUGGAAAAUCACUCUAAACAAAAGAUUACCAAAAUGAAACAUUGCACUGUAUGUUUUAAGAGCUUCGUGUUAAGUAAAAUCGAUCAGCAUUUAUGUACUCAAGAGAUGGAAAUUUGUUGUGAAUAUUGUACACAGAGUUUCACGUCCACAUAUCGAUUGUUAGACCAUUUAGACUCACGUCAUAUGGAUGCUACAUUAUAUCCAUGCACCAAAUGUACGAAACAUUUUAGCAUGAUGAUUUUGAAAGACGUCCAUGAACGUUGUCAUGACAAAGUUAUUAUUUGCGAGAUUUGCUCUGAAUCAUUUUCUCGUCGGAUCGAAUAUUUAGAACAUAAAAAAACACAUGACACUGAAAAAUCCGAAACAGCAUAUCUCUGCGAAAUAUGUGGGAAAGAAUCCAAAACGAGAGAUAACCUUUCGCAACAUAGGAAAGUACACAAUGAACCGAAGUUCAAAUGCCCGGACUGUCCGCAAGUAUUUCGAUUUUUAGGUGGUCUAAAGAGACAUAGUUAUGUCCAUGGCAAUAAUGCCCCGCAAAUAUGCAAGAUUUGUGGUGCAAAACUAGCGUCACCGAGCGGUCUCAAAAAACAUAUCCGUAAUGUACACAAAGGCUCUCACGUUGAUUGUGAAAUAUGCCACAAGAAAAUCAAACGCAACAGCUUACGUCAUCACAUGAAAUCACACUCAAAUAUAAAAUCAUUUCAAUGUGAAUACUGCCCCCAAAAAUAUAAAUACAACGGUGACUUAAACAAGCACCUUAGAAUUCAUCUUGGCGAAAACAUUCACCGAUGCAACCAGUGCCCUGAACGUUUUCGGCUUCCGAUUGAACUUCAAAGACACUCUUUCACCCAUUACAAAGAAAAACCAACGAUUUAA
Contarinia nasturtii (swede midge) is the source of this 1730-nucleotide messenger RNA. RefSeq names its product zinc finger protein 184-like. Bases 45 to 1730 code for a protein of 561 amino acids. The transcript is spliced from 8 exons. The record is from RefSeq and is a predicted model, not a curated record. Lineage: Eukaryota; Metazoa; Arthropoda; Insecta; Diptera; Cecidomyiidae.